Rangifer tarandus platyrhynchus (Svalbard reindeer) is the source of this 741-nucleotide messenger RNA. NCBI's taxonomy places the organism in Eukaryota, Metazoa, Chordata, Mammalia, Artiodactyla, Cervidae. The record is from the annotation of a GenBank genome assembly.
AUGCCCUUCGGGAAACCCUACGCCAGAGGCCUGCUUCGGGAAAGGGGGCGGGGCGGCGGGGAGGGCGGCAGCGUGGACCCGCCUGGAGAUGAGGUGAGGAGAGAGCUGGACCGCGUCGGCCUGCCUUGCACCGGGCAGGCGGCGGGGGCGAGGGUGGGCGCGAUGGCCGCCCGGGACGCCCGUCCAUCCCCUUCCGACCCCGGGGCCAGUGUGCGCGUCCCUCCCGGCACCCUUCACCCCGAGCCGCGCGCCCUGGAGGCGCCCGUGUGUCUCGUCCUUCCCAUCCUCCCGGGCCGCCGGGGGUGGCUGGGUGAGUGGUGGGUGGUGGCGGCCGGCUGGCACGCGCCGGGAGGCCGGGGCUCCGCGGCGGACCGAGGCUGGGGGGUGGGCGGCGGCCGCGGGACGGGCUUCGGCGGGGGGUUGAAUGGGCAUUGGUUGCCGUGGCCGGCCGAGCCGGGGGGAGGUCCCGUCCUUUCUCUAGGGGCCCGCGGGGCGGUGGGGUCCCUCGCAGGGCUGACCUCGCUGCCCGCGGUCGCCCGAGUGGGGCGGUCGGGCCGAGCCUCGCCUCCCCGCCAGCCUGCCGGGGAUCCGGAAUGCCCGGCCUCUCCUCCCCGGCUCAUCCCUUCUUCUCUCUCCUCCGCCCGCAAAAAAAAAAAAAAACAAAAAAACAAAAGACCCACAACCCUGUCAGUGAAGGGCAGUCAAUGCCGUUUUGGCCCCGCGUCCUCCUGCUGGAACUGA